AUGGCGCGUUACGCUUUACUGUUUUUCUGCCUCGUCGGCCUAGCGACGGCUGUAGACCUCGAUACAAAAAAUCCAACAAUCUACGUUGAACAGUCCAAAGAUCUGGACAUCGGAAAGUAUGAAAAUGACAAUCAGGAUAGUAUUACUAGAUGCGAUUUACAAUUGACGAAUGGAACCGUUAUCAACCUAUAUCCAAAAGAUACAAAUUACAAUGCAAAAUACAGCAUAAAAUCAGACGAUGAAAAAUGCAUAUCAAGUAUUUACGAAGUGACUGAAGAAGAUUCUGGAACCUAUGCUAUACUAACAACUAUCAAAGGCCAAAACGUCGAUAAAUCCAUUACCACCAAGUACAAUGUUAAAGUUAGAGCCAAAUACGAAAAGAAAACAGCAGUUCCUUCAGAUCGUUUUUUUGUCUACCCAAACCAACUGAUAUCGGUACGAUUCAAUGAGAACUUUCUCAAUUUGAAAUCUUGCAUGCUCAUAGAUCCUACCAAUAUUGAAUACGAACUUGAUCGUCAUUUACCUUACAACGUUAAAAAAUUAGAUCACUGUGGUUUUAAAAUGGUAGCUAACAAAGAGUUCACAGGUAAGUGGACUUUGAUCGCUGAUUUAGAUAAUAACACAGCGUACUACAUACCAAUAACAGUGAUUAUUAGAGACAUAAAAGAGCUAAACCCUGAUCCAAUCAAUUUGAGAUUUAAACGUGGCGAUGAAGCAUGCAUUUCAUUGACAUUCAAUAAAUAUCAGCCGAAAAUGUGUUACCUAAAGGAUCCACAUGGUUUCGAGUAUCUCAUUCAAAUUGGUUCAUGCCAUCUCGAGCUUGACUUUGCAUCAGAUUAUCACAAAGGUGUUUGGAAAGCUUAUUAUGGAUUUGAAGGCAUGGAAACGCUGGUGGAACAGACAAUUAACGUUGACGUUUAUGACGAACUCUAUUUUAACAGUAGCGUGACUCGUUCACGCAAUGGAGACAUCAACCUACUUUGUCAAGUUAAUGGACAGUCGUUCAAAUAUUGCAGUUUCGUCCGACCCGACGGUGAAAUAUUGCACAUCACAUUCGGUGUUGGAAACAAAAAGUAUGAAUAUUACGGUGACGGUAGCUAUACCUAUGAAGAUACGUUAUUAUCGACAAAACAAAGAGUAGACUGCGGCAUUACUAUUCAUAGUCCCAAUGUUCAAGAUUAUGGCUCAUGGAGGUGUUUGGUAAAACUCGACAAUUAUUAUGGAAAAACUGUUGGAACGGUAUUAAAAGUCGGUUCUGAAACGGUAGCAGUUCAAUCAAAGUCGAAAACCAAAGCGGAUGAUGUUUACGUGAAACGUGGAGAAUCAUACAAGAUCAAAUGUACAGCUGAAGAGGUAUUGAGUUACUGUUGGCUGCGCAGUCCUAACGGUACUAUAUAUAGUGUAUUACACAGCGAGAAACCAAAAGGACUAGCACUUAAGUACGUUGGUACUGGUCUCGAACUUGGCGACUGCACGGCGCUCGUCAGCGUCGCAAACGACACCGAAACCGGCAAGUGGACUUGUCACAUGGGUAUCACAAAUGGACCCGAAAUUGAAACGAGUUUGAACGUAAUUGUUACCGACUCCAACCUAAUAGCCGAUCGCGCAGUAGUUGUAUUAAAUAGCCACAGCGAAACGGAUCUCAUUUGUCGUCCACUACCUCAGUUGAACAAGGCGAUCGAAGCGUGCCGAUGGGUCAAUCCACUUGGACAUGGAAUCAACGUCGACCGCGAGGGACGAUACUACACAGAGACCGGAACCACGCACUGCAAACUCUCCAUUCGCUUAACAAACUCAUACCAAGAGGACGUCGGCAGUUGGUCAUGUUACGUGCGUUUUGCCAACACUGAAAAUGAAGAAGAGGUUGUGUGUAUGAAUGUCAUCUAUAAUAGUGGCUUGGGAAUCGCUAGUAUCCUAUCGAUUGUAGCUUAUGUCGCUGCCUUGAUCAGUAUCAUUAUUGGUGUAGUCAUCUUGUACAAACGUAGACUUGCUGCAUUGCGCGACCUUGAAGAGAAAAUCAUUGUUGAGAAAGAUUGUUCCAAAUUUCCAUAA
Molecule: messenger RNA, 2052 nt
Organism: Phymastichus coffea
Lineage: Eukaryota; Metazoa; Arthropoda; Insecta; Hymenoptera; Eulophidae
Exons: 10
Coding region: 1-2052 (683 amino acids)
Source: RefSeq, a predicted model, not a curated record